AAAACUAGGCCAAAAGCCAGGCUGGUAAGAUAAGCACUUUCAUCCAGAAGUGCCUGAGAUGCACAUCUAUGGUUAGUUCAAUCACCUUAUGCAAACAUGGUAGAUUGAUUAGUGGCCUGUAAUUAUCCAAAUCACAAGGGUUAAAGAGGGAUAAGGCCAGACAUUCUUGCAUUCAUUACUUUCCUGAUCAGUCUCCCUCGGUUAGAUGUUAUCAGCUGCAAAGGGCAAGAGUCAAGAAGACAUAUGGGAGGCCAGACCUCUGCCCACAUCCUUGGGUAACGAAAACUGAAAUGGCUGGUGCCUGCCUCUGAAUGUUCCUGUGUGUGGAAUAUUGGGAUGUUCUCUGCUGCUGUCACUCACUACUGCUAGGCAGAAUUGUUUGUGCAAUUCUGAGUAGAAGGCUGAAGUGGCAAUGGCACUUGCUGAUCGGGAUUGCAAUGUCUCAUUCAAGAUGCUGGUCUGAUGCAGGAGGAAGGGCAGGAUCAUCACCAUCAUCUCCAUUGUCACAUCUCAUUUGACCCUCAGUAUCAGGAGUUUCAGAACAAGACUUCCCAAGGAUAAAGAUGUGGGGGACCGGUACACAUCCUCCAGGGAAGACUUUCCUUUCAAGAGAGGUUCCAAGAUCCCACCCUAACAAUUCAGCACCUUUGCGGUGUGUUGCUGAAGCAGAGUUCCAGUACUUGCUCCUGCCAAUCACUUACAGUCUGGUUUGUGCACUGAGCUUGGCUUCAAAUGGUGUGGCGUUGUGGAGCAGCUGGGCUACCCGGGCCCAGGCGCCACCUGUCAUGAUUUUCAUCUAUAAUCUCAUUGUCAUUGACCUGCUGUUUGCUCUGUCACUGCCACUACAGGCUGUGUAUCAUGCUAGACGCAAUGACUGGCCUUUUGGCGAAGGCUUGUGUAAAGCCACCAAUGCGCUCUUUCUGGCCAACAUGUUCAGCUGCACUCUUUUCCUGGCCUGCAUAUGCUUGGAGCGUUACCUGGCUGUCAUGCACCCUGUCCGUUACCUGCGCCUGAGGUGGCCCCUCUACCGUGUGCUGAUCUCUAUGGCUAUUUGGUCCGUGGUGGGGAUUGGGCUCCUGGCAUUCUUCUCCAAGAGCACUGUGACCCGUCGCUUCCCAAAUGGGAAUACAGCCUGCAUGGAGCAUUUCCCAGCUCAUGUCUGGGGUGGAGGUCUGGCUGCUAUGGUCCUAGCCUCCUCUGCGCUGGGCUUCUUUGUGCCUUUCCUCACCAUUCUCAUCUGUUCCACUGUGAUUGCCCGGCGCAUCAUGAACCUGAGCCAUGGCUCACCUCAGGCUUAUUUACUACGGAGAAACUCUCUCCACACCCUCCUGAUGGUGACUACCCUACUCACCUUCUGCUUCCUGCCAUUCCAUAUCAUCCUUACAUUGCACACACUCGGCCGGAUUGGUGUCUUGUCAUCUCCGGGGCUGCUGCACUUCACUUGUUCGGCCCAACGUGUAGCCAUGGCCCUGGCUAGCAUCAACAGUGCUCUUGACCCUCUGGUGUACUACUUCAACAUGAAGCCUGCCAACUGGAGGCUGCCCUGCUGUGGCACAAGCAGCCAAAACCUCAUGGAUUCAGGGAAGCCUGCUAGCCCAACAAUGGAGGGCCUGAGGAGCAUGGCCUAGCUGGAGGUCCUACCUAAGAUCCACACCAUCUGGAGUGCCCAGCACAGAAUCAUCAAAAAGUAUUACCCAUUGCCCUUUGAACAGGAUCAACUGCUAGAAUGGCAUCCUGGCUUAGAGAAAGCAAGAGGACGGAAUAAUCUUAAUGUGAGGACAAUUUUAAUACACUUAAGGCUGCUGGUUUUAAAGGCUGGAAUCACUGGCAUAUUGCAUGCUGAUGCAAGACCUGUAAUUUUGGCUUGGCUGUUGCAAGCCAAGGUAUGUGGGAAUGAAUCAGAAUGUUUGCAGAGUCCAUAGAUCAGAUCAAAUCUGUAGUCAAAGAGACAAUCUGAAGGCAGUGGAAGCAGAAACAAGUCUAGAGAGGAGUAUAAGCAGACUGGGUGUCCAAAAGGCAGUAGGGCAGAGGAGUGACUUGUGGAGCAACACAGAGGUGUGCUUGUUGCAGAGACAAAGGCUGAAAGAGAAGUUUGGCAGUCAAGAAUCAGAAAUCAGGGAAAGAGGAUGUAAUGGAGUUCAUCAGGUCCAGAGGCUUCAUGAUCAUUGCAAUAUUUAUUUGGCUAAGUGGGAUAGGUAAGCCCUUCAAAGUCUGCUCUGGAAAUAAUCUUGAGGAAAUGAAUUAAUUUGCUGGAUGUCUACCAGGAUAUCUGGGACAUGAAGAACCUUAGUGCAGAACUUAAGUCCUGGACACUGCUGUACAUAGAUAGCAAAACAAAUAUAUGGUACUGUAUCAGUUUUAUGGACUUCCUGUUAUGUGAUAUCUGUUAUAUUCUGUGGACACUCCAUGAAGAUUGAUGUUACAGAAAACAGUCAUCCCACUUCCUCAACAGCAGUUGUUGGUUGUUAGACACAUGGGACACAUCCACAAGUCAAUUUUCUGGGAGACACCACCUCUGCAACCUAUAGGGCUCCUCCUGCCUGUGCCAAAAGUCCCGUACAGUGUUAUAAGGUUGCUGUCUGUGAGUGGAUCUACAACGCUAUGUUUUGCCAAAGGUAACCUAGGCUGCAAUCCUGUACUCAUUUAGGAGUAAGCCCCAUUGAACUCAGUGGGAUUUACUUCUGAGUAGACAGGUGUAGGAUUGUACUGUCAGGGUGGGAAAUAGGGAUUGGGCAAAAGAACCUGAUGAUGCUGGAUGUUUACUGAAUUGACAAUUUGCAGGGAUGGGGUCUGAUAUGUGUAGGGGUUGACAGAUCGUGUGUGAGAGAGAGAGACAGCAGUUUCAAAACUGGAUUUAGAAACAGAGUCAGAGGGGGUUGUGAGUUGGCUGAAGGUGAAACACCGUUGGAUACAGGAAUUAUCUCUUUUUGGGGUUCUGAUGUGGGAAGAGGAUCUGCUUCCUUAUCUAAGUGCCUGUUUGUUUCCACUUAUGCUCCACUUUUAGAUUUGUAAAU
Rhineura floridana is the source of this 3014-nucleotide messenger RNA. Its product is annotated as lysophosphatidic acid receptor 6-like. Gene Ontology annotation, cellular component: membrane. Gene Ontology annotation, molecular function: G protein-coupled receptor activity; oxysterol binding. The record is from RefSeq and is a predicted model, not a curated record. Bases 564 to 1628 code for a protein of 354 amino acids. The transcript has 2 exons. Gene Ontology annotation, biological process: G protein-coupled receptor signaling pathway. NCBI's taxonomy places the organism in Eukaryota, Metazoa, Chordata, Lepidosauria, Squamata, Rhineuridae.